Messenger RNA from Pelagomonas calceolata, 2080 nucleotides. The record is from the annotation of a GenBank genome assembly. NCBI's taxonomy places the organism in Eukaryota, Pelagophyceae, Pelagomonadales, Pelagomonadaceae.
GACCUGGCUCUCGCGCUGAAAGUGACCAUUCGCGGCAGGGAGCGAGGACUGGGCCGUGCUCGUCGCUGGUGUGGUGAGCUCUGCUGCUCUUCUGUGCCCCUGCGCGAAGAGCGCCACGAAAAAGCGCUCCGGCUGCUCAGAUAGCCUUCGAACGCGGAGAGCACCGCUGGGGAACAGCACGCAGCCGCUAGGCCCCCAGACCAGCCGCGGGCCCGCCGAGCGACACGCCAGUCAGUCUAGACAGCGUCGCUCACAGAAAAUCGGCCCCCGAGGUCCCCGAGCUUAGAGGAAGCGCAGCCGCACGGCUUCCGGAGGCCGCCGUUCGCGCUCACAAAAUCAUGGGCCCACGUGCGUCCACAAAGCGCUCGAGGACACCGUCGGAAGACGAGGGCCAGUCCACCGAGGAGGACUCCCCUUCCAGGAUCCCGACCGAGGGCCGCGUCUCCCCGUCGCAUGACGACGUAAAAACGUACAAUGAUGAUGAAAGACCGACGGCCGUCGCGAAAGAAAGCGACGCCGCCCGCGCAACAAGAAGAGAAUACAGACGAUUGAUCGCGGAGCAGGACGGGUUUGAAGAUGUGCCGUCCUGCGGCCGGAGCGACGCCAAGUUCCACCAAGGCUCCGUGAUGGUCGCGGUCGAAGGGAGGGAUGCCUGGCUCAAAUUACUACCAGAAAUGAUGGCCAUCUGCAACGAGGCCGCGCGGCGCCAACACCUGAAGACCAACCCGGAGGCCGUGUGCUUCGACGAGCCUCUCAGUGCCGAUUAUUGCUAUGAACGAGUUGCAUUGGCACCAGAUCCUCUGAAGGGCUUCAUCGUGCGCGAAAAGAAGGGUGCGAAAAGACUACAAGGCUUUGUCCUGUUCCACGAGUUCUGUGGCUUGGCGAAAAGUCUCGUGUUCGAUUCGCGGGAUCCCGCGGCCUUGUUCGGAUCGUAUGGUAGUGAUGGGAGCGUGCAGCGCGUCUUCCACCGGGGCAACGACAUCCGGACACCUUUAGAUCUGGUGAAGGCCACAGAUUUAGUCGCGGAGGCGUCCAACGAGGACGAAGUGGACCGCCAAAAGGACGACGACGGCGACCUGGCGGACACGCUCACGAAGUCGCCGCGCGAGACGCGGGACGCGCCGCGCAAGGACAUGUUCGGCGGCGUCAUCGUCGUCUGGCCCAAGCUGGUGGAGGUCUCGUUAUGUGGCGCUCUCGGGUGUGGUGGUCGGUUGGUACGCGCCGCUCUGGAUCAAGCGAAGCGCGACGGCAUGGAGUGCGUGGUCCUACAGGCCGAACGGCGAGCGAUUGGCUUCUACGAGAAGCUCGGGCUGAAGAGGGUUGGAGCGGUAGCGAGGUUCCGGGACCGGGCCGACGCGCCGCGCUUGGCCUACCGGCAUUGGUGCACGCGGACCGUCGACGAACCGAGCUACAUGAUGGCCAAACAACUAAGUAGAGGAGGCAAGAAACGAGGGAAGGUGUCCAUUGAAUUAGAUGAGGAGGUCUGUCGCGCGCGGGCUUUGGAGCUCGCUCACAUCGCGUACUUGGCCAAUGCCCACGCUCCGGGUGCUGCGGCGGCGUUUCGCGAGUGUCUUCUGUUAGCUGUCGGUUAUGCUGGUAGUGCCGGAUGUGACGACCGAGGCCUGGCUCUAGCGUUGGCCGAUUCGUUGCAAACCUUCAGAGGUUCGAGUGACCAAAAGCCAGAUGCGCGCGAAGCUAGAAAGCGGCUGCGGACGGCGUUUCUCGAGCGGGUCAACGAUUCGGACGACGACUGUAACCCUGGAAAGAAGAAGAAGGGGCGGCGGUCGCCGCGGUUCGGAUCUGAAGAAGCUCUGGAUUUGGCGGAGGCCUUAGAUGGUUAUGCUAUCGCCGAGGUCGGUUCGCGCAUUUAUCAUGUGCGGGUGCGCUGCGACGCGAUCGUGCAGAAGGUCAAAUGUGCGGACGCGAACGGGCUCCUGAAAGUGAAGGUCUCUCGGGCGAAGAUGAUCGGUAGCAGACUGAUGACGGUUCAAGAAAGGAGAGUGCUUGCGCGCAUCCCCGAUCCGGUGAUCCGCAAGCGCGUCUGCCGCGAGGAGUAGGCCGGGGCUAAGAAGGAAGCUAG